This is a messenger RNA of Durio zibethinus, 1142 nucleotides long. Lineage: Eukaryota; Viridiplantae; Streptophyta; Magnoliopsida; Malvales; Malvaceae. The record is from RefSeq and is a predicted model, not a curated record.
GAUAAGUCGAUAAGCGACAACCUGGAGAUUGCAACCUAAGAGCUGGCUUGUAGCCUCAUGCACACAAACCACAAAAGCUAAGUGCCACUUUAACGACGUCGUUACCCACUUCCCAAAGGUGUUUUUGUUUUCAUCUCAUAACUCAGUACCCAAUACCUAUCUAGAGCGUGAAAUCCACGCAUUACUGGCAUAUCGCCAAAUAUACAAAACCAUUUCAUAAUUGGAUUAUAUCCUCCACUCUCUUUUAGUCUCUUUUUCAAGCAAGAAAUGGAGUUAUCUUUAAUAGGCCUUCAGAAUGCUGGAAAAACUUCCCUAGUUAAUGUCAUUGCAACCGGUGGAUAUAGUGAAGAUAUGAUACCAACAGUAGGAUUUAACAUGAGGAAGGUAACUAAAGGAAAUGUCACAAUAAAGUUGUGGGAUCUUGGGGGUCAACCAAGGUUUCGAAGUAUGUGGGAGAGAUAUUGCCGUGCUGUUUCAGCUAUCGUUUAUGUUGUGGAUGCUGCCGAUUAUGAUAACUUGUCUGUCUCGAGAAGGGAACUCCAUGACCUGUUAAGUAAAUCCUCACUCAAUGGUAUUCCCCUACUGGUACUUGGAAACAAGAUUGACAAGCCAGAGGCCUUAUCUAAGGAGGAUUUGACAGAGCAAAUGGGGCUCAAAUCUAUUACAGAUAGAGAAGUUUGUUGCUUUAUGAUUUCAUGCAAGAACUCUACCAACAUUGAUACGGUGAUUGAUUGGCUUGUGAAGCAUUCAAAAUCAAAGAAUUGAAGUCUCGGAGUUCCAGGAACUUUUUCAGCUUGUGAUUAUAAUCAGUUAUAAUUGCUCCUUCCUCCAGGGUGGUCCAACUCCAAUAUGACUUUGCUCUCUGUCUGUCAGUCAGUCUUUCUAACAGGGUUUGUGAAUGUCUGACACCAUUGUCUUAAUUUUCCAGCUUGGCUUGAAUCAUAAGUAUCAUUUAGUAUAUUUGUUUGGUGGGUGAGUCGGGCAUAAAUUUGUUUGAUCCUUUUAUGUACAAUAUAUUGCGUGGUAAAUGUUUUGUGGUUUUGAAUCAAAUAAAUGGUUUCGAAUUCCAUGAAUUUUGUAAACAAAAAGGAAAAGUAUAAUAUAUUUUAGGAAGCUAUAAUCCAAGAACCGUGUUCUAAGAA